Messenger RNA from Suillus subalutaceus, 344 nucleotides. RefSeq lists its product as uncharacterized. NCBI's taxonomy places the organism in Eukaryota, Fungi, Basidiomycota, Agaricomycetes, Boletales, Suillaceae. The transcript is spliced from 3 exons. The record is from RefSeq and is a predicted model, not a curated record. Bases 64 to 270 code for a protein of 68 amino acids.
GUUUAUCCACAGCAUGUUCUAUAGAUAUCCAGCUUGCAGGGUACUACGAUUGACGGUGCGCUCAUGCUAGUGUCAGUAUGUCAACGUUACCCCAACCGUGCUGAUGAGAAUCCACGCGAGCCUGUUAGAUCACAAUGGGCCAGUCCAGAGACGAAAAGUCGUUUUUGGGCGACGUACAUGCAUGAAGCAGCUGAGCAUGAUGGUCAAAUUCUCGAUAAGUACAAAAGCGACAUGGAUAUCGUUCUAAUAUUCGUGCGUCUUUUACCUUAGCAUCACCUCUUUUCUUAUUCAUUCACUCGGUCCGCAUACCUAUUGUUAUAGGCUGGUCUUUUUUCCGCUGUUAC